CGGCGGGGGACGCUGCUCUAAGUCCGCACGCCGGAGCUCAGGCUCAGCUCGGCGCAGAGAGGGGCGCAGCGCGGGGCGCACCGAGAACCCUACUUUCUUGUGAGCCCGAGCCCGGCAAAUGGGCGAAUGAGGAAGGAGAGCAAGGAUAUGGACUGCUAUCUGCGUCGCCUCAAACAGGAGCUGAUGUCCAUGAAGGAAGUAGGGGAUGGCUUACAGGAUCAGAUGAACUGCAUGAUGGGUGCACUUCAAGAACUGAAGCUCCUACAAGUGCAGACAGCAUUGGAACAGCUGGAGAUCUCUGGAGGCACGCCCACCUUCAGCUGCCCUGAGAGCUCACAGGAACAGCCUGAGUGCCCUCGCUGGCAGGGUAGUGGAGGUCCUGCUGGGCCUGCUGCCUGUCCCUCCUCCAGCCAACCAUCCUUUGACAGCAGCCCCAAGUUUCCCUGCCAUAGGAGUGUCUGUGGGAAGGAGCUGGCUGUCCUUUCUAAGACCCGGCUGCCAGAGCACCAGAGCUGUACCCAACAGGGGACGGAGUGGGUGGAGCCAGAUGACUGGACCUCCACAUUAAUGUCACGGGGCAGAAAUCGGCAGCCUCUGGUGUUGGGGGACAAUGUUUUCGCUGACCUGGUGGGCAACUGGCUAGAUUUACCAGAACUGGAAAAGGGUGUGGAGAAAGGUGAGACUGGGGGAUCCACUGAACCCAAAGGAGAAAAAGGCCAGUCCAGAGAGCUGGGUCGUAAGUUUGCCCUAACCGCAAACAUUUUUAGGAAGUUCUUGCGUAGUGUGAGGCCUGACCGAGACCGGCUGCUUAAGGAGAAGCCUGGCUGGAUGACGCCCAUGGUCUCCGAGUCACGAGCAGGACGCUCGAAGAAAGUCAAGAAGAGGAGCCUUGCUAAGGGCUCAGGACGCUUCCCUUUCCCAAGCACAGGAGAGCCCAGACAUAUUGAAACCCCUGCCACAAGCAGCCCCAAGGCCUUGGAACCCUCCUGUAAGGGCUUUGACAUUAACACAGCUGUUUGGGUCUGAAUUCGAGAGAUGCUCACUGAACCGAAAAUGCAGACUUGUGAGGGCCCUGGGGAAGAGGAAGGGCGGACAGCACGGUCUUCAGGCCAGAUGCAAGUUCCCAUCCUCAGAAAGACAGGAAGCAGAGCUCUUAGUCAGGCCUCAGUAGAACAGUGGAGAGAGGCUUUCUGUCUGUCACAGGCCAGGCUGAGCUGAGUCCCUGGAGAGAGAGAAUGUGUGUGUGUGUGUGUGUGUGUGUGUGUGUGUGUUGUUGUUGUUGUUGUUGUUGUUGUUGUUGUGUGUUGUCAUCAUUGUUGUCAUUGUCCUCGUCGUCAUCAUCCUCCUCUUCCUUCUUUUUCAAGGCUGGAUGUGACAAUAAUUGGGACAGGAAAGGAGCCCAACAAGCCCAUGAUAUUCCUCCAUUACCUUCCAAAGUCCUCAUUUGAGCAUUCUAUAUGGAAAGGGCAUUGAGCCCUCGAGUUUCCCAGAGAACUCCCAAUAAAGCCCUGCCUCAGGGACCCCCAACCAGUUUAAUGGUUUGCUUCCCUGAUAAGGCACUGCUACAGGCAAGGGUUUCAUGUUUUUUAAAGGGUUGGUAUCUCAGAAUGGAAGACCAGAAAGAGGAAAGUCCCUAUUCACAGCUCUUACUAGGACCAAGAUUUCAGCCCAUAGCUGGGUGUUGGGGACCCAGGACAAGCAGAGGUGUGUUUGUGUGUGUGUGUGUGUGUGUGUGUGUGUGUAGGAAGCCUGAGAUGCUCCCAGAUCAGCAAAGUGCAGAGGAGAAGUGUUGUGCCUUCACUCAGGGGCUGUCUCAUGAGUCCACGCUGGCAUGCCCAGCCAGCAUGAUAUUCUCUGAGAACACACACACUUGGCUGCCAGGAGGCAAAAUAGGCCAGGCCAGUGUCAUGGUUAUCAAUGGCCUCUAGAGUCACCCACAGCAUGGUCCAGCAGUGAGAGCCAUCCUGACCCCUACUUAAUGCUCCUGCAAGGCAGCAGACAGUUGGUCGGGGUGAGCCCAGAAAUAACAUCCAUUCAUUUAGAAAGGUCUUAGUCUACAUCUCCUAGCCAUGCAGCGAACUGGACACAUCUAUCUCACUAUCCUGGAAAUCAUCAGGGGACCUGCAGGGUGGGGUUGACGCCAGGCAGACGUGCAAGCCUGGGUCCAUAGAGAAUCCAUCGCAGCCCCCACCCCUUAGCCAGGAGAGAACAAACUAGGCCCCUGUUCCAGGCCAGCUACCCCCCCCCCCAGCCUUAGCUCCUCCUUCGGCCCCUCCCGCAGACCCAGCUCAGCUUGAUGGGGUGUGACAACUGCAAUUAGAGGCAGGCCGCCCGCUGCCCCCAGAGCAUUAAGAGCAAAUUGGAGAAGAAAAAUAACAAGAGAAGCUCUUCUGCCUGCAGUCUAGA
This is a messenger RNA of Apodemus sylvaticus (European woodmouse), 2406 nucleotides long. RefSeq names its product inka box actin regulator 2 (gene Inka2). The coding region runs from base 127 to 1026 and encodes 299 amino acids. Gene Ontology annotation, cellular component: nucleus. NCBI's taxonomy places the organism in Eukaryota, Metazoa, Chordata, Mammalia, Rodentia, Muridae. Gene Ontology annotation, molecular function: protein kinase binding; protein serine/threonine kinase inhibitor activity. The record is from RefSeq and is a predicted model, not a curated record. The transcript has 2 exons.